CCACUCAUUCAAAUGCAAACGGCAGGGUAUAAAUAGAGAGAUUGCCAACAGCAGGCGAGACUGAAUAAAAAGGAGAUUGUACGCGUACCAGCUGCUAGCAGAAAAAAAACGUGCUUGCGGGUGGGAGGAUUUCCCCUUUUUCUUUUGUGUUCAUUUCAUUUUUUAAAAAAAAUUGGGAAGGCUGUUGUUACCCGAAACAACAUGGCUCCAUCGUGCAAACCCAGCAAACCUGGUUCUCUCAGGGAUGAAGGGGACUAUUACACGGUGAAAGAAGAUCGGAAGACUCGCAAGCCACUGAUCGAGAAAAAGAGGAGAGCCCGCAUUAACGAAAGCUUGCAAGAACUGAGACUGAUCCUGGCGGAUACGGAACUGCAGUCGAAAAUGGAGAAUGCGGAGGUCCUGGAGAUGACCGUGAAACGUGUGCAAAACAUACUUCGCAACAGAAAUGUAGAAACAGACAGGUUUAACCAGGAAGCGAACGAGAGGUUUGCAGCUGGCUACAUCCAGUGCAUGCAUGAGGUGCACACUUUCGUCUCAAACUGCCCCGGGAUCGACUCUGCAGUGGCCGCCGAGUUACUGAACCACCUUUUGGAGUCUAUGCCAUUGAGCGAAGACCACUUUCAGGAUUUACUGGGCGAGUUAAUGGCCGAGACUGGCUCCUCCGGCGUUUGGCCUGGGCCUGAUGAUGUGUGCCAUUUAUUGGCGUCCCCCGGAGGUGGCAUCCAGAACAGUCCCUCAGCACUGUCUCCCUCAUCCACUGCUUCCAGCGAUGACCUGUGCUCCGAUCUGGAUGAAGGGGACUCGCCUGCUGCCGGACAGAGUCCUUUGCUGCAAGAAAAGGUGGAUAACUCUAGGACAGAGAGCACGUCUCCUGUAAUGUAUUCGAAAUCGGUCUGGAGGCCGUGGUAACGGAAUGGAUCCAAGUCAAAUAACAGAGCUACCUAGUUUGAAUGGGACAUCGGUUCUCCUGUUUUAAAAGCCAGUAGCAAGUCAUCACUGCCUUCAAUGAGCAAUACUGAGUGUGUAACAAGUACAGCAAUUAUGUUUAAUAGGGAAAUAAAUACAGUCAAAGAAACUGAACGAAAAUAGCACUGGGAAUAUCACAAAACAAUUGGCCGAUAUCCUAGAUUGAAGGUUAGCUAUUUUAGGUACUGUCAUGCAUUUCUAAUGGAAUUAGCGCCUCCAGAUCAAGAAUUCUUAGGAACAGAAAAAUGAAAGCGCUUCGAUAAAGCACGACGUUUAAAUAAUUUUUUUUACAUUUUGAAGUGCAAAUAUGCUCGUGCACACAUGAAUGAACAUGUAAAACACUCUACUUUUAGUGGUAAAACAAAGUUUUUAAUAUUCCCUUAAAGGGAUUAAUUCGGAGCUAGAAUUAUUGGUAACAGGGUCCACAGUUCCUCCCUUCAGUGAAGGAAGACAGACUGAAUUAGAUUUGUGCAAGACAUAAAGGUUAGAUGUAAAUGUUCUUAUUAAUUCUAGGGAAAUGCCUUUAGGAAACUUGUAUACUUGAUCCCUGUGCAUUUGAGCCCCGUUACAUUGGCAAUGUUAUGCUAGCACAUUAACCUUUUUUUAAUUGUACGUAUAUAUGUCUGUCAUGUAAGUGGAAUUUUGUUAUGUUUUGUCGUUUAAAUA
Hemiscyllium ocellatum (epaulette shark) is the source of this 1632-nucleotide messenger RNA. It is a transcript of the gene her13, whose product is annotated as hairy-related 13. The coding region runs from base 202 to 909 and encodes 235 amino acids. The transcript is spliced from 4 exons. Gene Ontology annotation, cellular component: nucleus. Lineage: Eukaryota; Metazoa; Chordata; Chondrichthyes; Orectolobiformes; Hemiscylliidae. Gene Ontology annotation, molecular function: protein dimerization activity; DNA-binding transcription factor activity, RNA polymerase II-specific; RNA polymerase II cis-regulatory region sequence-specific DNA binding. Gene Ontology annotation, biological process: anterior/posterior pattern specification; regulation of transcription by RNA polymerase II; regulation of neurogenesis. The record is from RefSeq and is a predicted model, not a curated record.